UAGGCUGACAUACAACUGAAAACAUGAUCGUUUUCAUGAAAUCAAACACACACCUCUCAAGAGUGUAUAUGAAAAUCAGUAGUAAGGGAUCGUAACUAUUUUUUGAGGUUGUGAUGAUUGUUAUACGCAGAAAGAUAUAUACGAACUAGCAUAAUUUGAAAUUUAUUUGUGUGUCUUUCUUUCUUUUUUGACAUAUAUAUGAAACGCAUUUUUACAAAAAUGGAUAACAGCGACGAGUUACCUAAUAAAUUAGCCCUUGUUGAACGAAAUAACGCACCACAAGGUUUACAACUGGUUGAUCCAAAUUCUGUAACUAAAUCAUCAAAGGAAGACUUGGUUGUAUUAGCAAGAGAAAUACAAAAAGCCGACAGUUUUGUCAAAGCUAACGCAUGUAAUAAGUUGCAAGUUAUUGCAGAACAAAUGAAAUUCCUUCGGAAACAAGCUGAAAAUAUUUUAUUAGAAGUUAAUCAAAAUAUGAAACUAAAUCAUGUCGCUUGUAAUUUCGUAAAACAUCCUGGACAAGUAUAUCAUUUAUAUGAACGCGAGUCAGGUCAAUGUUAUUUUUCUAGGAUUAGUCCAGAAGAAUGGGGUACUUCAGGCCCAUCUCAAACUUAUAAAGGAUCAUACAGACUAGAACAGGAUCAUUCGUGGACAUCUGUUUCCAAUAUUCAUAGUAAAGAUAAUGAAUUAAGUAUUUUUAAUAAACUUCUAUCGAAUAAUGCAACAUUAAAUAAUAGUUUAGAUACACUUGCUAUUAAUAUAAUUUCUAAAUAAAUUAUUGCGUUUAUUAUUAGAAUAACAAAUUGUUGAAAACGAAAAAAAAAUACAUAACAUAUAUAAACAA
Messenger RNA from Polistes canadensis, 844 nucleotides. RefSeq lists its product as uncharacterized. Lineage: Eukaryota; Metazoa; Arthropoda; Insecta; Hymenoptera; Vespidae. The coding region runs from base 199 to 774 and encodes 191 amino acids. The record is from RefSeq and is a predicted model, not a curated record. The transcript has 5 exons.